CAAGAGCUUCCGAGUAGUCUCUCUUCUCUCCUGUGAGCACAACCACUCUUCGCUACACUCUACUCUUCUGAAACCAGAUGGAGAAAAAUCCAGAAAUCGCACUUACCCAGAUGCGAAAAUCUGUUCAGAAGCUUGGGUCUUCAACUGAGAAUCAUGGAGAUCAAACGCUUAUGAGGUUUUUGAUAGCUAGAUCAAUGAACCCUGAGAAGGCAGCGAAGAUGUUUGUUCAAUGGCAGAAAUGGAGAGCCGAGUUUGUUCCUUUAGGGUUCAUUCCUGAUUCUCAAGUACCAGACGAAUUGGCUACUCGGAAGCUCUACUUACAGGGCCUUUCAAGGAAUGGACACCCAGUCAUGAUUGUUAAAGCCUGCAAGCAUUUCCCUUCUGGAGAUCAUCUCCAACUCAAGAAAUUUGUGGUGCAUUUACUGGACAAAACCAUUGCAAGUUCUUUCAAGGGAAAAGAAAUAGGAAAUGAGAAAUUGAUUGGCGUUCUCGAUCUGCAACAAAUUACGAUUAAGAACAUAGAUGCUCGUGCUUUAAUUACUGGAUUUCAGUUUUUACAGGCUUACUAUCCGGAGCGCUUGGCAAAAUUGUUCAUCUUGAGCAUGCCAUGGUUUUUUGUGAGUGUCUGGAGAAUGGUUUCCCGCUUUCUAGAGAAGGCAACGCUUGAAAAGAUAGUGAUAGUCACCAAUGAAGAUGAGCAUAAAAAUUUCCGAGAGGAAAUCGGAGAGGAUGUUUUGCCAGAAGAAUAUGGUGGACAAGCAAAGCUUGUAGCUCUCCAAGAUGUUAAACUUGAACACUUCCCAGCAGAGAAUUGAGAAUAUUUUAGGGUAGGGUGCAGCAGCAAGUGGUAAUCAUACACCAAUCCCAUGCUGAAGAAACACCCCAUUUGAUGGGAAUACUAAAAGCCUAAAGCACUGGUCAAAGUUCAGAGAGGUUGAAGGCAAAUCUGCUGG
Messenger RNA from Telopea speciosissima, 953 nucleotides. Its product is annotated as sec14 cytosolic factor. The transcript has 7 exons. Lineage: Eukaryota; Viridiplantae; Streptophyta; Magnoliopsida; Proteales; Proteaceae. The record is from RefSeq and is a predicted model, not a curated record. The coding region runs from base 78 to 815 and encodes 245 amino acids.